AUGAACCUCGUGACGUAUGCCUCCCCCAUAUCGCUCAAGCCGCGCCAAUAUGCGCUGGGCCUCUACCUCAACACCCUGUCCUGGGAAAACAUGCUGGCCACGCGCACCGGCCUGCUUCAGGUCCUGGGCGAGCAGCAUGCGGCGCUGUUUGAGCUGCUGGGGCGCACCAGCGGGCGGGAUGUGGACAAGCUGGCUGAGCUGGCGGCACGCGGCGUCCCCGUCACCCGCCGCCCAGCCGACGGCAUCCCCCUGCUGGACGACAGCCUGGGAUGGAUGGAGCUGCGCUUUGCCUCGGAGCCGGUCAACUAUGGGGACCACGAUGUGGUGAUCUGCGAGGUCACGGACUGGCAUACGCCCGCAGCGGCAGGCGGCGGGGCGGCGCAGGCGCUGUACACCGGCCGCCUGCGCGAGCUGGGCCUGAUUGCAAUCUUCUUCCGCACGCCGCUCGACUUCUUGUUCUGGUUCAGCUGCGUUGAGAGCAUUGCCGCUUUGUUUGGGCUGACGGGGGUCUUCACCGCCCAGCCCACGCUAGUCACCCUCUUCUUUGGGUGA
Chlorella variabilis is the source of this 552-nucleotide messenger RNA. RefSeq lists its product as hypothetical. Bases 1 to 552 code for a protein of 183 amino acids. NCBI's taxonomy places the organism in Eukaryota, Viridiplantae, Chlorophyta, Trebouxiophyceae, Chlorellales, Chlorellaceae. The record is from RefSeq and is a predicted model, not a curated record. The transcript has 4 exons. Gene Ontology annotation, molecular function: FMN binding.